Molecule: messenger RNA, 5133 nt
Organism: Oncorhynchus nerka (sockeye salmon)
Lineage: Eukaryota; Metazoa; Chordata; Actinopteri; Salmoniformes; Salmonidae
Product: vitellogenin-like
Exons: 33
Coding region: 1-5052 (1683 amino acids)
Biological process (GO): lipid transport; cellular response to estrogen stimulus; response to estradiol
Molecular function (GO): lipid carrier activity
Source: RefSeq, a predicted model, not a curated record
AUGAGAGCAGUAGUACUUGCACUGACUCUAGCCCUUGUGGCGAGUCAAUCUGUUAACCUUGCCCCUGAUUUUGCUGCCAGUAAGACCUAUGUGUACAAGUAUGAGGCACUGCUCCUGGGUGGUCUGCCUGAGGAGGGUCUGGCUAGAGCUGGAGUAAAAGUCAUCAGCAAAGUUCUUAUCAGUGCAGUUGCAGAGAAUACCUACUUGCUGAAGCUUGUGAACCCUGAGAUCUUUGAGUACAGUGGUGUGUGGCCCAACGAUCCUUUCGUCCCAGCUGCAAAACUCACUUCAGCCCUGGCUGCUCAGUUCUCGAUUCCCAUCAAGUUUGAGUAUGCCGAUGGUGUUGUGGGUAAGGUAUUUGCCCCCACUGCUGUCUCUGAAACAGUGCUGAAUGUCCAUAGAGGUAUCCUGAACAUUCUUCAGCUCAACAUCAAGAAGACACAAAACGUCUAUGAGUUGCAGGAGGCUGGAGCUCAGGGAGUGUGCAAGACCCACUAUGUGAUCAGGGAAGAUGCCAAGGCAGAGCGCAUCCAUUUGACCAAGAGCAAGGAUCUCAAUAACUGCCAGCAGAGAAUCAUGAAGGACUUUGGUCUGGCUUACACAGAGAAGUGUGUAGAGUGCCGGCAGAGGGAGGCCCUGAUGGGAGCUGCCACUUACAAAUACCUCAUGAAGCCCUCUGCCAAUGGUGCUCUGAUCUUGGAGGCCACUGUUACUGAGCUCCAUCAGUUCACACCAUUCAAUGAGAUGUCAGGAGCUGCCCAAAUGGAAGCAAAACAAAUGUUGACUUUCGUUGAGAUCAAGAAGGAUCCAAUUAUUGUCCCCGAUAAUAACUAUGUUCACCGUGGAUCCAUCCGGUAUGAGUUUGCCACUGAGAUUCUCCAGAUGCCCAUUCAGCUCCUUAAGAUCAGCAACGCACGUGCUCAGGCUGUGAAGAUCCUGAAUCAUCUGGUCACAUACAACACGGCACCGGUCCAUGAAGAUGCUCCUCUUAAGUUUCUGCAGUUUAUUCAGCUCCUGCGCAUGGCAAGCUCUGAGACUAUUAAUGCCAUCUGGGCUGAGUUCAAGGCCAAACCAGCUCACAGACACUGGAUCCUGGAUGCUGUCCCCUCCAUCGGAAGAUCAGUGGCUGUGAGAUUCAUCAAGGAGAAGUUUUUGGCUGGUGACAUCACUAUUUUUGAGGCUGCUCAGGCUCUGGUUGCCGCUGUGCAUAUGGUGGCUGCUGAUCUGGAGACUGUCAAGAUUGUUGAAAGCCUGGCUUUCAACCACAAGAUUCAGACACACCCAGUUCUACGUGAGAUCGCCAUGCUUGGUUAUGGUACCAUGGUUUCCAAAUACUGUGUUGAAUAUCCCAACUGCCCCGCUGAACUUGUGAAGCCCAUCCACGAACUUGCUGUUCAGGCUGUUGCUAAUAGCAAAUUUGAGGAACUCUCCAUGGUUCUUAAAGCUCUGGGUAAUGCUGGCCAUCCUGCUAGCAUUAAACCAAUCACAAAGCUCCUGCCCGUGUUUGGAACUGCAGCUGCUGCUCUGCCCCUGACAGUCCAGGCUGAUGCAGUCUUGGCCCUGAGGAACAUUGCUAAGAGGGAGCCUAGAAUGGUCCAGGAAGUUGCUGUGCAGUUGUUCAUGGACAAGGCUCUCCACCCAGAGCUCCGCAUGCUUGCCUGCAUUGUUCUGUUUGAGACAAAGCCCCCAAUGGGCCUGGUGAUUACUUUAGCUAGCAUUCUGAAAACAGAGAAAAAUCUGCAGGUGGCUAGCUUCACCUACUCUCACAUGAAGUCCCUGACCAGGAGCACCGCCCCUGACUUUGCCUCAGUUGCUGCUGCCUGCAAUGUUGCUGUCAAGAUGCUCAGCACCAAAUUUAGAAGAUUGAGCUGCCACUUCAGUCAAGCCAUCCACCUGGAUGCCUAUUCCAAUCCCCUGAGGAUUGGUGCUGCUGCCAGUGCUUUCUACAUCAACGAUGCUGCCACCCUUUUCCCCAGAACUGUCGUGGCCAAAGCUCGCACCUACUUUGCUGGAGCAGCUGCUGAUGUUCUUGAGGUUGGAGUGAGAACUGAGGGAAUCCAGGAGGCUCUUCUGAAAUUACCCCCAGCUCCUGAAAAUGCUGACAGGAUCACCAAGAUGAGGCGUGUCAUUAAGGCUCUGUCUGACUGGAGGUCCCUAGCCACAAGAAAGCCCCUAGCCUCCAUAUAUGUGAAGUUCUUUGGACAGGAAAUUGCCUUUGCCAACAUCGACAAGUCCAUCAUCGAUCAGGCACUUCAGCUUGCCAACAGUCCUUCUGCACGCGCUUUGGGAAAAAAUGCCUUGAAGGCACUGUUGGCUGGAGCAACUUUCCAGUAUGUUAAGCCCCUGCUGGCUGCAGAGGUGCGUCGCAUCUUCCCCACCGCUGUUGGUUUGCCCAUGGAGCUCAGUUACUACACUGCUGCUGUCGCUAAAGCAUACGUCAAUGUCCGUGCCACUCUGACACCUGCUCUGCCUGAACCCUUCCAUGCUGCCCAGCUAUUGGAAACAAACAUUGAGCUACACGCCGAAGUUAGACCAAACAUUGUCAUGCAUACAUUUGCUGUGAUGGGAGUGAACACUGCAUUCAUCCAGGCUGCUAUUAUGGCAAGAGCUAAGGUCCGCACAGUUGUCCCUGCAAAAUUUGCAGCACAGCUUGACAUCGCUAAUGGCAACUUCAAGAUGGAAGCUUUCCCUGUUUCCCCUCCUGAGCAUAUUGCUGUCGCACACAUUGAGACCUUUGCUGUGGCAAGAAAUAUGGAGGAUGUCCCAGUCGAGAGAAUAACUCCCUUGAUUCCUGCCCAAGGAGUAGCAAGAAGCGCACAGCAGUCCAGGGAUAAGUUCACAUCUAUGAUUGCAGCCUCUGCUGCCUCUUUUGCUGGAAGUUUGUCAAGAUCUUCCGAGAUCCUCUCUUCUGAUUUGCCAUCCAACUUCAAGCCCAUCAUUAAGGCAAUUGUAGUCCAUCUUGAGGAGACAAUCUGUGUCGAAAGGCUUGGAGUCAAAGCAUGCUUUGAAUUUGCCUCAGACAGUGCUGCCUUCAUCAGAAACACUCUUUUCUACUACAUGAUUGGAAAGCAUUCAGUCCUUAUUUCUGUGAAACCAUCAUCUGAACCCGCCAUCGAGAGGCUGGAGUUUGAAGUGCAAGUUGGACCCAAGGCUGCAGAAAAGAUUAUCAAAGUCAUCACCAUGAACGAAGAGGAGGAAGCUCCCAAGGGAAAAACUGUACUGUUGAAGCUCAAGAAAAUUCUGGUGCCUGAUCGGAAGAACGGCACCAGAGAUUCCUCUAGUUCCAGCAGCUCUCACUCUAGUAGUUCCUGCUCUAGAUCCAGCAAAUCAGAGAGCAGCAGCUCUUCCAGCUCCUCCAGCUCCCGCAUCUCCGAGGUAAGGCUACUGUUUCUCACAAAACUCUUUGAGUCAGAUAUUUAUGGAGUUGACAAACAAGGCACAGACCUGUUGCAAACAUACAUAGAUGUUAAAAAUGUGAAGAGAAUUUAUUACGACCGCAAAUUCAAAAAGAAUCACAAGUCAAGAUUAUCAUCUCUUUCAUUGUGUGCCAUUGGGAGAGAGCGCAGAGAUGAAUUAAGAUUUGAAAUGUGUUUCUCUUCUCAGGACAAAUUCCUUGGCAAUAAACAUGCCCCUAAGGUGAUCAUCCUCUUCCGUUUAGUGAGAGCUGACAAUAAGAUAGAGGGAUACCAGGUUACUGCUUACUUGAACAAAGCUACUUCCAGACUGCAGAUCAUUAUGGCUGCCCUUGAUGAGAACGACAACUGGAAACUGUGUGCUGAUGGUGUUCUGCUCAGCAAACACAAAGUCACUGCCAAGAUUGCUUGGGGUGCAGAGUGCAAGGAUUAUAACACCUUUAUCACUGCUGAGACUGGUCUUGUUGGUCCAAGCCCUGCAGUUCGUCUGAGGUUGUCUUGGGACAAACUCCCCAAGGUUCCCAAGGCUGUUUGGCGCUAUGUUAGGAUCGUGUCUGAAUUCAUCCCUGGGUACAUCCCAUAUUACCUGGCUGACUUGGUUCCAAUUCAAAAAGAAAAAAAUAGUGAGAAACAGAUUCAAUUCACUGUGGUUGCAACAUCUGAAAGGACCCUGGAUGUCAUUCUGAAAACACCCAAGAUGACACUGUAUAAACUGGGUGUGAACCUCCCCUGUUCUCUGCCCAUUGAGUCUAUGACUGAUCUUUCUCCCUUUGAUGACAACAUUGUUAACCAAAUCCACUACUUGUUUUCUGAAGUCAACGCAGUUAAAUGUAGCAUGGUCGGAGACACAUUGACAACAUUCAACAACAGGAAGUACCCGGUCAAAAUGCCUCUCUCCUGCUACCAAGUUUUGGCUCAGGAUUGCACCAUAGAGCUCAAAUUCAUGGUUCUGCUGAAGAAGGAUCACGCAUCUGAAGAAAACCACAUCAAUGUGAAAAUCUCUGACAUUGAUGUUGACCUGUACCCUGAGGACAAUGAUGUGAUAGUGAAGGUCAAUGAAAUGGAAAUUUCCAAGGACAACCUCCCAUACCAGGACCCCUCAGGUUCUAUCAAGAUCGGUCGGAAGGGUGAAGGCGUGUCUCUCUAUGCCAAAAGCCAUGGUCUCCAAGAAGUCUACUUUGAUAGCAACUCAUGGAAGAUUAAAGUUGUGGACUGGAUGAAGGGACAGACCUGUGGACUCUGUGGAAUGGCUGAUGGCGAAGACAGACAGGAGUACCGUACACCCAGUGGCCGCCUGACCAAGAGCUCAGUCAGCUUUGCCCAUUCCUGGGUGCUUCCUUCUGAUUGCUGCCGUGAUGCGUCUGAAUGUCUCAUGAAGCUCGAGUCUGUGAAGCUGGAGAAGCAGGUGAUUGUUGAUGACAGGGAGUCCAAAUGCUACUCUGUUGAGCCUGUGCUGCGCUGUCUGCCUGGAUGCCUCCCAGUGAGGACCACCCCCACCACCAUCGGUUUCCACUGCCUGCCCGUCGAUUCCAACCUGAACCGCUCUGAAGGUCUGAGCAGCAUCUAUGAGAAGAGUGUGGACCUGAUGGAGAAGGCAGAAGCCCAUGUGGCCUGUCGCUGCUCUGAGCAGUGCAUUUAGUGCUCUGGUGGAGCAUAUACUGUAACUUUUAUAACAGAAAAUAUGUAAUUUCACAUCACUGAGAUGUAACCUACAACAUUA